Linum trigynum is the source of this 5258-nucleotide messenger RNA. NCBI's taxonomy places the organism in Eukaryota, Viridiplantae, Streptophyta, Magnoliopsida, Malpighiales, Linaceae. The record is from the annotation of a GenBank genome assembly.
UGUAUUUGGUUCCAGUCCACCAGAUUGUGUUUGUUUCAGCUGGGCUCAAUUCUAUUUGGGCUGCCACAAAUGAAUAAAAUUUGAUCGUUUAAUUUAUUAUAGCUCUGUUUGUGUUUUGCUCUAAAGCCCAGCCCACUAAAGAGGAAAGAUGACAAUAGCGUCUCUUCCACUCUGAGUCUUCGUCACCGUCUGCCUCCGUCUCCUUCCAUUCCCCUUCUCUUUUCUGCAAAUCCAAAGCCCUAAAUUCAAUUGUAGAGACAGUGUUGCAUUCACAGAGAUCUCGGCGACAAUUCGGUCAUUCAUCGGCCAUCGCCACGAGUUUGAAGAAGGGCUUUAACCGCAGUAGGUUCUCGUACUUCCCAACAGGCAGUGCAUCAUCGAAAAUUGAAGGGUAGUGCUGAUUGGAAAGGGAGAGUAGAGGGAAAGGAGAAGCCAAGCAGAACUGAAUCCGAAGGUAAAAUUUAUCUUCCUUUUCAGUUGCAGGAAAGGUUCAGAAGAACCCUAGAAACUAUGGCGGAGUCCGAAUCUACUGGCUUGACAGAACCUGGGAGAGAAGAAGAACUGGAUUGGACUAGUAAGUUACCUGAUGAAGUUCUUGUCAGCGUUCUGUCCUUCUUGACCCUCAAAGAAGCUGUUUCUACUUCAGUCCUCUCCAGCAGGUGGAGAAAUUUGUGGAGAUGGGCCGAUUUGGAGCUAGAUUUCGAUGGCUCCAAGGUGUUGGUAGAUAUGUAUGAUAGGCUGCUGCACAGGAACGAGCCGUUUGUGGAAGAAAAGAGGCAGUGGUUCAAGAAUUGGGUGAAUGUAGUGGUGAGCCAGCUGCACAAUGCCCCGAAACUAAAAAAGCUGAGAGUUGUAUUUAGCUUGACUAAUCAAUGCAACUGCGAGAGGGAUAUCGAUAGGUGGUUGGAGUUUUCCAUUUCGAGAAGAGUCGAGUCUCUUCACCUGGACUUGCAAGUGCCGCCGGAUUAUCAGUAUCGCCUCGAUUAUGAUUAUGCAUUCUCGGAAGAAUGUUACAAUCACAUUAAGGCUCCAGCUGGUCUGAGGGAUAUCAAGUUCCUCACAUCAUUGCGUUUGAAUUGUGUCGACAUUCGAGGGGAGGUUCUUGAACAUUUCGUCCACAAUUGCCCCUUACUUGAAGAAUUGGUUGUGAGAAUGUCAAACUCCCUGAAAAUGCUUAGGGUUGUGGGCUCAUCACAAUCACCACUCCGAUUGAAGCACUUGGAGCUGAGAUACUGCAACUCUCUCAAGUCCCUGGAGAUCAAUCAUGCCCCUCGCCUGGUCCGCUUGAUUUUUGAUAAUUGUUUCGCGGUGAAGGAAGAUUUGCAAGUGAAAAACUGUCCUUGUCUCGUGGAUUUGACCUUGGGGUUAUAUAGUGCACGGUAUGAUUCCACGUUCAAAGCCCUUUAUGGCAACGCUAGUCAGUUGAAGUCCAUGUUUUUGAAGAUCUUUUGGGAAAGCGGUUUACUGCCUUUGGAUAUGGCUGAACACACACAUCUUGAGCGGCUAAUUAUCCAAGUUAAUGGAGGAAGCUAUGGAAGUCUCCUUCGGCUGACUCCUUUGAUAAACGCAUGUCCUCGUUUGCACACAGUGCAAGUGUUUUUGCAUACGCACUAUAGUGAGAAUCCAUACAACGGGGGACCAAGGGACGUAGGCAUCGUGAAAAGGCAUCGACCGAGCAUCAAAGUGGUUGAGAUUGUUGGGUUUAGUGGCUUUGAAAUGGAGAGUGAUUUUGUUGAGUAUGUGAUGGAGUACUUUGUGGGGUUAGAGAGACUAGUGAUUGAUCGGGGAUUGGAAGCUCCUUUCUUUUACGAUGGAGUGACUUUUGGCACUAGAAAAAGUAGAGUUUGCAGCGAGGAACAAGCCUGCACAGCCGAGAAGCUGGCUUUGGAAUUCAAGUCUAAAGCUCCCCCGACCCUUGAAUUUGUUGUGAUUUAGUUGUUGUUUUCAAUCUAUUAUUAUUGCUACUAUUAUCUAUUAUUAGACAAAUUAUUAUUGUUGUUGUUGUUAUGUGCGAUUGGGGAAUGUGAUCAUACGAAUUUGUUUCUUGUAGCUGGUGGUGCUGUGAUGGUUUGGUGGCAUCGACGCUGGAUGGGUUUGUCGUUUGCUGUGGGCUAGGGUUCGUAAAUUGGCUCUCGUUUACUGUUUUGUUUGUGGGCUCUCAAUAUCUUGUGUUGGGCUUUCUUUACUUCCAUGGACCUCGGCUCAAACUCUAUAUUAAUUUUUUUUGGUAGAAUAUAGGGCGCUUAAAGGGCGCCCCAACCUUUAUGCAUUAAACCAACCGGGGCGUUUUACUACAAAAUAUUUUUCAAAGUAAUUUUUCCAUAUAACUUCCAGUAAGGUUUCACAAUCAUUGAUAUCCUUUCAUGUAUAUUUUUUCCCACUAACUAUAUAGUUACUCAACAAUGCAUAAUUGUUUUUAUCAUUUUAAUGGAUAACUAGUACUCGGCCCGCGCUCCGCUGCGGGGUAAGAUUGAUUCCAGAAAUUAACAAACAUAUUAACAAACUUUGUGCUCACCGCACAUAUACAUCUGCCAUAUUUUUGUCUGCAUUCAAAAUAGGAAAAAAAAACUUGAGUAUCUGAUGCCUUCGACUAAAUUUGAAAACAUAAACACAUUAGCCAAGUUUUGUCUUCACUGAAAAUAGGGAACAGAAACUUUAGUCUAGAAUGGAUAAUUCUGGGGGUGGAUGGGAUACUUUGUCUGGUCUUUCUGUCUGUAGUGCUGAAGGUUACUUAUCUAUCCUUGAGGUGUGCCAAAGGGUAGUGCUGGUGGUGCUGUGAUGGUUUGGUGGCAUCGACGCUGGAUGGGUUUGUCAUUUGCCCCCGACCCUUGAAUAUGUCAACUUCUUAUUUCAGCGUAUACGAAUUGUGGACAGUUGACACUUGACUCCACUCUUGUUAUCCAGUUGGCCGGCCAUGACUUCUCUUCAUUGAGCUAUUUGUAACGCUAGCAACCUUGACUUAAUUUUCAAGCCUCUAGCCAUAACCGCGGACUCCAUUUUUCUUGCUAGGUUCACUUAAACAACAGUUGGAUGGAUGGGGAUCAUUCGUUGGUGCAACGCAAAUAUAAAGCCAAUGACCAUUUAGUCAUAUGCUCAAAAAGUAUACAUAGCGAGUGAGUGCUUUUAACUUCGGUUCACAGAGGAGGAGACGCCAAGCUGGGAGGAAACUUCUCCACAGAGAUGGCCGCAUCAGCUUUCGAUAUAAUAGCAGGCUAGUAGCUGGGUAAUUUUAUCAGAGCAAUUCACGUUUAUAUUGCAUUCUCAAUAUUUAAGAUGAAACGACAUGGAUGUUUACAAUUGUAAAAUCAAUUGCUAAUUGCAUGUUUGCAGCCUGCAACAAAUGCAAUUGCAUAUGAAGGUCUAAAAAAUCGAGAUUUAUUUUAUUUUAUUUCCUCUUUUACUUUAUUUUCUAUAAUUUAAACAUAAUGUUUAAUGAUAUAUGCAGUUGCAUUAAUGUAGGUGAAUGAAAGUGAUUUGAGGUGGAUUGAAAAAAAAAAUUGAGUUGACAAUAAAAAGUACAAAUCCAAUUGUAUUUUGCAAUUGCAUUAAUGUGUAUGCUCUUAGAGUUUUUUAUUUUAUUUUUUCCUUUUGGUUUAGCUGACUCCACGUUUUACACUAUUAUUAUUAGGGUAAAUACAAUUUAACAUCCAAACCUUUCAUUUUAAACAAUAUAAUAGCCAAACCUUUUCGGAAACAAUCUAAUAUCCAAAUCGUCAACUUUCCGUUCGUUUGACCGUUAGUUGACACUUCAAAAAAGCUUUGUUUAGGGGAAAUUGUCACAAUACAACUUUGUUUCUUGUUUUGGCAUUGCAGAUGACUGAAUAUUUAGAUAUUCUAUACCAUCAUGGUGGAGUCAUAGACUUCUCGGGUUUGGAACUACGAUAUGUUGGUGGUUUUUCAAAGAAGAUAUCGAUGGAUAUUGAUGAAGUGUCGUACUUCGAACUUUUUUGAAGUGUCAACUAACGGUCAAACAGACAGAAAGUUGACGAUUUGGAUAUUAGAUUGUUUUCGAAAAAAUUUGACUAUUAUAUUGUUUAAAAUAAAAGGUUUUGAUAUUAAAUUGUAUUUACCCUUAUUAUUACUACGAGAUUUUUCUUCCUUUUGGGCAAAGAUGCUUAGUUUGACCUUUGAAUUCUCUCAAUUGGUCAUUCUGGUACAUAAAUAAGAUCAAAUUCCUAGUCUUAGUAACUAGCUUACAUUGUUAAUUACUCGAUCUUCGAUCUGUUGCCCGGGUUAUGUUUGUAUGAAAAUUUAUUGGGCAAUGUGGGACCUAAUAAAAUUGUUAAAUUCAAUUCACAUGCGCAAUUUGUUUGGUUUCUUUAAUUUGUGGUGAUCUCAUUUGAGUAUAUAUAAAUACAAUAUUGUAAGCUAUGGUUGAUCUAGAAAUUUUACAUGGGAUAUUAUUUUCAAAAAAAAAAUUAUGCAAUCCAAAAAAUUAAUUUACUUAAUAAUUAAUAUUUGUUUAGAAGCAAAAUUUUGAACAUUUUUUCCAAAAUGUAUUUUGAUGAUUCGCAAUCAAUGCGUAGUAAAAACUUUUGAUUGAACAAAUCAUGCUGAAAUUUUGAGAUGCAUAAAACAAUAGCAAGCAAUAUUUUUUUUUACUGUGGAGUAAUUUAUUUUGAUAGGCUUCCUAUGUUUAGAAGUAAAGCAUACUAACAACUCCUUAUCAUUUUGGAUCUGCUUAAGGAUUCCUCCAUAUCCUAGGUAAGAGGUAUCGAUUUCAACAAAUUUAGAGGGAGAAGGAUCACUUAUGUGAAGGCAUUGGAGACUCUGAAUCUGCCUCUUAAUUUGCUGAACUAUUUUAGUAUGCUGGUCACUCCAAGGAGGGGGACUCUUCUUUAAUCUAUUAUGGAGAGGUUUACAAAGAAUAUUUAUGUUGGGAUAAAAGUCAAGGAUAUAAUUCAAACUACCAAGGAACCGUUGUAAUUGAAUUUUAGCUAAAAUUUGAUCAGAAAAUUUAUCUUAAAAUUGAAAAGAUCUUGUGAUUGGAACAAUAGUUCCUUGAUUAAUGUAGUGACCCAAAAAAACAUAUCUUAAUUUGAAAAAGACUAAGUUUUGGUUUAGAGACAGUCAGACCGUUACGUCGAGUGACUUCAAGAAAUAGAUUGAGAUGUUUGAAUGUUGGUUAAUGGAUAAAGAAAAAGAACACAUUCAUCCACUACCUAUUAACUAUAAACCCCCUAUUAACUACCUAAUCCACUAUCAUCCAUUAGAAUGACUUUAAGAUUCUUCUUAAGGAAUAAAGCUUAAGGACUAGA